GCAACUGCAACGCGUUGCGUGCUGCAAAUCAACUCUACCUAUAUAUACCUAUAUAUAUAUAUAUAUCUGUUCGAAAGAUUUUUAGAUCAUUCAUAUGCGUUUCCAAAAAAAAAGAAAAAAAAGAAGAAAAAAAAAUUGAAAUAAUUUAAACAAUUAAAUUAAAUGUACGAUUAUUCUUUGUAAAUAAUAAUUCGCGAUUAGUUGUAAUUUUAAAACGUUUACAAGAUUUAUUCUAACGUUUGUUAAAAUAUUCUCAUAUAUUCAUCGAAGUGUCCAUUUGGUGGUGUUUUUUAUUUAAACAAUAAUUCGAACGAUGUAAUUUCGUUUGAUUGAAAUAAUUUCAAGAAAGUUUGAAGAAGAUACAAGUGUUUGUGACCACGUUGAAAAUUCUAAUUAAUAAUAAAAGGGGAGUAUGGUGGAUGUUACGACGGCAUUGCCAUCGUCGGCAGGGGGCUCGUUAAUUGGUCGAACACGAGGAGCCUUGAGAACUGUCAGAUCGGCUUUAGGUGGUAGCGGAGAAUAUCUUCAAGGUUUAGGAAAUAGAAUAGGAUCAGCUUUGAGUAAUAGUUUAGAAGAAAAUGAAUUGACUACACCGUCCUCGACUCCUUCGUCACCCCCACCUCAAGGUCAUACGCCAGUUAAAGAAGUGGAUCACUUGGCACGAAGAAAGUUGAGACUUCCAAGAUUCGGUGCAGGUUUAUCGUACGAGGAUUACGAAGCAAUGGCUAGGCAUAAAUUGGAACGACAAGGUAGUGCCAGUAUGUCGAGAAUUUCGAGGAAGUAUCCAAGGGGAAUGACGUACGAGGAGAUAGCAUCGUCUAGAUCUAGUUCGCACAAGAGACAGGAAGCGAAAUCUAACGAGUACGAGGACAACAGUCCUGAUAGGGAUAGUCAAGAGAGUAUAGAACCACUCCAGGAAAAGGAUAUUAAAGCUACCGGACCUGAUCCUUACGAAAAAUUAAAUUACAAAGCAGCAAGGGCCCCGACUCGCUAUCAGACGGUCAUUUUUCGGUUAGAUAUGCCUUGUAGCAGUGAUUCGACCAGCGAUCAAGAUGGUUAUGGUCCCAGUACCAGCUUAGAUUCAAACAUGGAUGGACGAAGAUUUUGGCAAAGAUCAGGUUCUUCCGGUUCAGUUCAAUCCUGGGCAUCCAGUUUAUCGGCUGACAGCCAAUCGGAAGAGGCAGCUGCUGAUUUUAUGAAGUCUUUCGUCCCGAUGCUUUUUGAAGCUCCAAAUAAUAUUGAUCAAGAACAAAAAGCUAAUUUUGGUCAGAUGGUUCUUACAGAAUCUGGUAGGAUAUGGUUUUCCAGAGUGGUUAAUGCGAGAAGAGCACGUGCCUGUGUCUCAGAGGAUUCUUUUUAUUCUCUAGCUCAACAUUUUGCAGUAGCACUUUUCGAAUGUCACGAAGCCGAUGACUUUGCACCGGCUAAAAGUCUUAUGAACAUGUGUUUUACUUUUUAUCACGAGGUCGAGGUACCAGGUUUGGAACCCUAUCGAGAAUAUCUUUACACACAUUUACGAGUACAACCAAUCUGGUCGUCAAUGAGAUUUUGGACAGCUGCAUUUUUCGAUGCUGUGCAAUGUGAAAGAGCAUCAAGGCCAGUACCACCUAGACCUAAAUCUUUGGAUCAGGAAGCAAUAGCUGCAGAAGACAGAAGAUUUCAAGCUAAUAUAGUCUUUGGACAAUUAGGCACUUUUACUUGUAACAUGCACGCCUUUGGUCUAUCACGUGCCCUUUGCUUGGAGUUUCUCAGAAAACAAUGCAUCAUUGCUAAUUUAACAAAAGAUCAAGAAAAAAUGUUACGUGAUAAUAUUGAAAGGAUGUAUAACGAGACAGAACCUUGGCGGUAGUUUUGUUUCUUGGAAAAAAAAAAAGAAAACGUUUUAUCAAUUUUAAUUUAUCAAAUAAUUAAUUUAAAUUAAUGAAAAAAGAGUAAAGAGUGUAUAAAAAGGAAUGAAAGGUAUGAAAUAUUGAAUGCAAAUCGCGAUAUCGUCAAUUAAAAUGAAAAAAUUAAUCUAUAAGAAAGGGAAGCAAGAGUUAAUAUCUUGAUAUCGAAUACAGUGAUAGAAAUUGUCAAUUGUUCGUGUGCAUAAUGAUUAAAAAUAUACGGUUGUGAUUUCGUCAAAGUAUUCGAGAUUAAUAUUAAUGUAUUAUAACGAUGAUUAAAGAAAUGAAACGUGUGUUCCUAAAUUAAUGGUAGGAUAAGUGCGAUUACGUUAAUAUUCAAAAUGAAAUUAGAGAUGAAAUAUUGAAUUCUUUUUCCCCAUUUUAAAACAGUAAUGCAAUUUAUUAUAAUAAUGCACAAAUGAUAUUUUUAUCUCAACUACGGCUUCAACCAUUGAUACACGUAUUAAUGAUAAUUAAAUGCAUUUGAAAUACCAUUUAGCAUUUUUUUCCGAACGGCAUAAAUGCACUAAUAUUCUAGUGUAGUGUCAGGCUUAAUAAAA
Polistes dominula (European paper wasp) is the source of this 2446-nucleotide messenger RNA. RefSeq lists its product as uncharacterized. NCBI's taxonomy places the organism in Eukaryota, Metazoa, Arthropoda, Insecta, Hymenoptera, Vespidae. The record is from RefSeq and is a predicted model, not a curated record.